Molecule: messenger RNA, 306 nt
Organism: Amoebophrya sp. A25
Lineage: Eukaryota; Dinophyceae; Syndiniales; Amoebophryaceae
Source: the annotation of a GenBank genome assembly
AUGGCAAGCGUAGGGUCGUUGCCUCAGCAGCAAGACGGCUGCUCCGGCUCUGCAGGCGGAGGGAAGUCGAGUGCUCAGGAGAUGCAGCGGCAUUUAUUCCACUUUCUUGGGGCGAUACCGGUAACCACGUGGAAGGUUGGACGUCAGCAUCAGGUGGAGAUUUACAGACGUGGCAGCAAUCGGAAAGUACAACUACUAGGCGAUCGAGUCAUUCGAUUCGUGAACGAUGUCAGUGUGUUGGAGGAUAUCAGAGGAGACGACCUUGCAAGCAGGACACGCUUAGUUGGGCGUCGUGGAGGAGGAUAA